GAGGAGCGCGCGCGGAGGGCGCCGGGCGGGCGCAGCAUGGGCGGCCCGCGGGCCUGGGCGCUGCUCUGCCUCGGGCUCCUGCUCACGGGAGGCGGCGCCGCGUGGAGCGUCGGGGGCACCCCGUUUUCUGGACGCAGGAACUGGUGCUCAUACGUGGUGACAAGAACCAUCUCAUGCCAUGUGCAAAAUGGCACCUACCUUCAGCGAGUGCUGCAGAACUGCCCGUGGCCCAUGAGCUGCCCGGGGAGCAGCUACAGAACGGUCGUGAGGCCCACAUACAAGGUGAUGUACAAGACAGUGACUGCCCGCGAGUGGAGAUGCUGCCCUGGGCAUUCGGGAGUGAGCUGCGAGGAAGUUGCAGGCACCUCUGGCUUCAGGGAGCCCACGUGGGCGGGCAGCACCGUGCGGCGGAUGGCGCUUCAGCCCGCAGCCUUCGCAGGUUGUCUCAACUGCAGCAGAGUGUCCGAGCUGACCGCGAGGCUGAAGGUGCUGGAGGCCAAGGUGGCUGGGCUGACUGUACCAGGGCGGGCGGAGCCCUCAACACCAGCUACCCCUGAGGACCCUUCUCCACUCUGGGGCUCCCCAGCUGCCCAGGGCAGCCCUGGAGAUGGAGGCCUGCAGGGGCUACCUGGAACCAGAGAGAGCAGGAGGGCCCUGCCGCUCCCUCAAGGUGACCUAGGGGGUCCUCGGGGGCUGCCUGGGCCUACCGGUCCCAAAGGAGAUGCUGGCAGCCAGGGCCCCACAGGGAUGAGAGGCCCACCAGGUCCCCAGGGCCCCCCAGGGAGCCCUGGCCGGGCUGGAGCUGUGGGAAUCCCUGGAGAGAGGGGACCUCCAGGACCACCAGGGCCCCCUGGUCCCCCGGGACCCCCAGCCCCUGUUGGGCCAUCCCAGGCCAGGAUCUCCCAGCAUGGGGACCCAUUACAUUCCAACACCUUCACUGAGACUAGCAGCCACUGGCCCCAGGGACCCUCUGGACCCCCAGGUCCCCCUGGUCUUCCAGGGCCCAUGGGUCCCCCUGGACCUCCUGGUCCCACAGGUGUUCCCGGGAGUCCUGGACACAUGGGACCUCAAGGCCCCCCUGGACCCAAAGGAGUCCCUGGCAAUCCAGGAGAGAAGGGCGAGAGAGGACUACGUGGGGAGCCUGGCCCCCAAGGCUUCAAGGGGCAGCAGGGAGAACCUGGCCCCAAAGGAGAUCCUGGUGAGAAGAGCCACUGGGGUCCCCUCCCGGUAAGGACUUCGGCUUCUGCCCCCCUCUCUGUGGAAGGAAGGGAAGCCUGAGGACGGUAUCUACGUGGAAGAACAGAACAGGGGACAGAGGGACAGGACAGAAAGUCAUGAAGCAGGACUGGGGACGUAGCUCCGUGCUCGAGCACUUGCCUGGCAUGAGUGAGGCCCUUGGGUUGGAUCCCCCGCCCUACAAAAAGGAAAAAGAGAAAGGGUCAGGGGAGCGCCAUGAUGGGUGGGAAGGAAGGCCUAGACGCUGGGAGGGGCUGGGAGGCCCUGGAUGACAGGGACAGGACACCUAGACCAGCCCUAUACCUAGGAAGACCAGGAAGCCUGGGAAGGGAGGGAGGCCUGGAGACCAUGUGUACACACUCGACAUGGUUAAGGAGGUCGGGAGACUCAACCCCACUGUGUCCAAAAGACUAUAAAUAACACGGGAUCCUAGAUAUCAUCACAUGUGUAGGGGACCCAAGAGGAAUGGUCUCAUGCACAGGAGAACCCUGGAAAGUGAGAUGAGAGAACCUGGGUGCCGUUCUGUGCACAGACAAACUGGAAGGUUAGGAAGGGAGGCCAGGAUGCUGUCACGUACAGCAGGGUACAGUGUCACACCCUGUCAUCACAGCAACUCCGGAGGCCAAGGCUGGAGGAUCACGACUUUGAGGCCAGCCUCGGCAACCUAGCAAGACCCUGUCUCCAAAUAAAAUGGAUAAUCCCAUCAAUAUGUGCGGAGAAAAAAAUAAAAUAAAUAGGGAUGGGGAGAUAGCUCAGUGGUAGACCCUGGGAACAGAAGGAAGGAAGGAAAGAGUCAGACACCCAGACGACAGAGUGCAUAAAGGAACCCUCAGAAACUGCACAGUUGAUGUGGGGUCCUGGGACCUCUAUAAUCAGGGAUAACUGCAACAAGGGAAUUUCAGGGUCUAGAAAUCUACUCCCCCAGAGGCCUGUGAGGGAAGGAUCAGGAGCCUAGAACAUACCAUGCCUGAGGCCCCCACAAUGCGGGCACCUGGAGGCCAUCGCUGACAUAGAAAGUGGGUCAGGUGGGGCAGACACCUCUACCGGACAGACCGUGGGGGGCUCCUCUGGAGGAUGGGGUUGCACCUCCCUCCCCAUGCAGUCUGGCCGGGACAGCCUACUUUCUCCCGGACACUAAUGAGGACGUGGGCAGCUGCAGUGUCUGCCCUGCCUCUCGGUUCCUGAUUGUGGGGUCAGGGAUGGAUACAGCCGUGGGACCCCCGACCCUGCACGAGCCUCCUCCAUGUUUCCCCGCGACUCCCGGAGCCUGCUACCUCUCCCAGUUGCUUGCUGGCCUCCCCAGCCACCCUCCUGCCCUCCCUCCAGGGCUCUUUAGUUUCAGUGUGGAAAUAAGCUGAGCUGGGGGGUCAGGACAGGUCUGUGUGAGCCCCGUCCUCUGCCUCCCCAGGGCCCUCACUCCCCCAGAGACCUUCAUUCUGGAAACACGACCCAGGGGAGGUGGCACAAGCCAGGUGGGGGCAGAGUGAAACUGUGCUCGGUCGCUGCAGGGAGAGCCCUGGCAGGGGGUCAGGCUGCCUGGCCUACUCCAGGGCAGGACCACAUGUGGGACCCAAGAGGUAGCAGGUCCCUGUUCGUCCACCUUCCUCCCUUGUCCAUCUGCUCUUCUGCCCCUGCUUGCUGCCUGCCCGGAGGGGCCCGCUGGGCUGGGGGUUGCAUGAGGCUUUGGGGACUGGAUGGGGGGGCAGCUCUGUUGGAAAUAGGUGAGAACAGGUGCUGUGUACACUCCACCUCCCCAUGUCCCCUUGGCACAUCUUUCAGACGUUGACCUGGCACAGCUGUAGCUCUGCAGUGACACCCAGUGACCACAGGAGUACACUGCAGACCCUGAGCCAUUCCACCUAGAUAGAUCUCCACCUUCACCCUUCAUUCAAACAGAAACAGGCCCAGCCAAAACUGGAGCCCAGGCUUUUAAGCUCCCACGGGAGCGAGGAAACCAGCUACCAUUCCCUUUGUCUGUGGUGCCAGGCCCAGGGCUGGGCACUCUGGACACAGAUGCCAUGUGGACACAGUCCCCAUUCCUAGGAUGAUUAGUGUGGAAUGGGGGGAAAGACACCCUAAUCACCAUCCACAGGACAGAGGGAACUCAACUAUGAUGGAAGAGGCUGUAGUAUCUUUUUAAAAUUUUUUUUAAAGAGAGAGAGAGAGAGAGAAAAAAAAUUUUAAUAUUUAUUUUUUAGUUUUUUCGGCGGACACAACAUCUUUGUUUGUAUAUGGUGCUGAGGAUCGAACCCAGGCUGCACGCAUGCCAGGCGAGCGCGCUACCGCUUGAGCCACAUCCCCAGCCCAUAUCUUCUACAUGGAGAUGGACUAGGCCUGAAAUCUGCAUAACCAGGCAAAUGGUGUUUAGACAGAGAAGCAGGAACACGUGCAAAGGCCCUGGGGCAAGAGUGAGCCCUAGGUAUUUGAAGAGCUGCAAAUACUUGGAGUGACAAGGAGUGAGACAGAGGCCAAGGAGGCUUUCGGGUCUUAGGAGGCCCUUA
Marmota monax (woodchuck) is the source of this 3737-nucleotide messenger RNA. It is a transcript of the gene Emid1, whose product is annotated as EMI domain containing 1. NCBI's taxonomy places the organism in Eukaryota, Metazoa, Chordata, Mammalia, Rodentia, Sciuridae. The record is from RefSeq and is a predicted model, not a curated record. The coding region runs from base 37 to 1278 and encodes 413 amino acids. The transcript has 15 exons. Gene Ontology annotation, molecular function: protein binding.